Messenger RNA from Pomacea canaliculata, 1921 nucleotides. RefSeq names its product HMG box-containing protein C19G7.04-like. The record is from RefSeq and is a predicted model, not a curated record. NCBI's taxonomy places the organism in Eukaryota, Metazoa, Mollusca, Gastropoda, Architaenioglossa, Ampullariidae. Gene Ontology annotation, cellular component: nucleus. The transcript has 10 exons. Bases 101 to 1468 code for a protein of 455 amino acids.
UCGGAUAAAUGAACAAAUAACCGCUGCAGAUACUAUCAACAUCAGCACCCGGUCUGGCAAAACAGAUGAAGAGGUGACUGAAGACCUUUUUCUGCCUAGUAUGGUUGACAAGGAAAGCUUUGAAAACAUGAGGACAAGCUCACAUGGCUGGAGGCAAAGGAUAAGUGUGAGCAGUGAUGAAGAUGCAGAUGAACUUCUGGAAGCAUUUUUCAAGAAGAACCGAUCUCAAAUGCAGCAGGUAGCAGACGAAGACAAUGAUGCAGAUGAUGAUAUGGACAAUUUUAUUGUAAAUGACUCGGAUUUGUCUGAAUCUGAAGAAGAGUUCCAUGGUCACCUCACACACAAGCUGGAGUUUGCUGACCGAGUGCCUGGGAAAUCUGCUCUAGUGAGCAAGGAAAACUUAGGUGAUUGUUCUUACAGCGAUGUUUUCAAAUCCAGCGACAGUGAGGAUGAUAGCGGCCAAGAGUAUGCUGAUAAAGAUACAGAAACCAGCAGUGACGAAUGCAGUGAUACGUUCUCAACCCCUUUGCAUGUCAAAAAGUCAUGGAGCAAAACUUCAUCUGAUGAAGGUUCAUCUCAGUGGUUCACUCCUUCUACAUCAAUCAAAUCAAAAAGCAAAGAUUUCUCCAAUACCAAUGCAGGAGUUGAAUCCACAGUUGUCAGUAUUUCAGCUGCACAAAAUGCUGCUAAUAGUCGGAUUGGUGCCACAAGUGCUGGUAUUGUCAGACACCUUACUUUCCUACAAUCUUUGAAUGCAGAAACUCCUGAUUCCUUAUGCCAUCCUGAAGCAAGAAGUUUUAUGUCCCAGUUUAGAAAGCGGAGAGAGGAACUUUCCUCCAAGCUUUUCAAACUCUUCAAUUCUACAGUCUUUGAAAAUAAGCUGCCUGAGAAUAUGCAGAUUAUAUGGAACAAGCGGCUGCUGAAGACAGCAGGGCGCUGCAAGCAGAAACGUGUUGGUGGCCAGCAUUAUGCCUGCAUUGAGCUCUCACUUAAAGUGUGUGACACAGCAGAGCGAGUUCGAGACACACUGAUACAUGAGAUGUGUCAUGCUGCUGUGUGGUUGGUGCAUGAGAAAAACGAAGGCCAUGGACCACUAUGGCGAUACUGGGCAAGCAGAGCAAGGAAAAGCCAUCCAGAAAUACCCCUAAUUGGUCGUUGCCAUGAUUACAAGAUUAGCACCAAGUUUAUCUACAAAUGCGACAAAUGUGGUCAACAGAUCGGCCGCCAUUCAAAAUCAUUGGAUACCAAAAGGACCAUCUGCGGACGAUGUGGUGGUCACUUUCAGGUCUUUCUGGCAUCAAUGCCUAAAGGUGUUACCAAUCCUGGUCAAACUCCACGCACCCCAGGCCGUUUUGCAUUAUUUGUCAAAGAACACUAUGGGAUCAUAAAAAAACAGAAAAAAGGCAUAUCUCACAAAGAGAUAAUGAACAUCCUAAGCAAAGACUUUUCUGAGAAAAAUAAAAUCUGAAUUUUUCUGUUUUAUUGACAAAUUGCUAUGCAUCAAAUAUCGUCUGCAUCAUGGGAUUAAAGUUUAAGACGUUAAUCAUAAAUAAGAAUUUGAUUUAAAAAUCUUGGAAACUUAAAAAAACACUGUUUGAUUAUACUUUGUACUGGUGUUUGUUGAUAGUCAAUUCAUUUUUUCUCUCUAUGUGUAAAUGUAUUGCUUUGUUAUAUUUUCUUAACCAGAAUUUGUUUUGUGGUUAGUACAUUAAAAAUUCUUACCUGACUUUGUGUAAAAGAAACUUGUGAGAUUGAAACACUUGUGUGUAACAUGAAAAACUGACGCGGAAAAUAUGGUGUGAAUAUGUAUAAAUAUGAGCCUUCAGAGUCAGUUCACAUUAAUACAGUACCAGUAAAUUCCUAUGUUAAAAGUAUUUUAGCUCUGCUACGCGUUAACCAUGAGCCGAAGGAACACUAGUUG